Oxyura jamaicensis (ruddy duck) is the source of this 1489-nucleotide messenger RNA. Its product is annotated as mucin-19-like. NCBI's taxonomy places the organism in Eukaryota, Metazoa, Chordata, Aves, Anseriformes, Anatidae. The record is from RefSeq and is a predicted model, not a curated record. Bases 83 to 1489 code for a protein of 468 amino acids. The transcript has 3 exons.
CUCCAGCUCCAGCGGGAGAGCAGGGCCGGGGCUGCACCUCGCUGCUCUCGCCUCCCUUCCAGCUUCCCGGUGCUCCUCCAGCAUGGGGACCAGGGGAUGGACGCUUCCAGCCUUCGUGGGAUGCUGCCUAUGGGUUCUGCAUGGGCUCGGGGCCGCCGUCGCCGUCCCUGUGACCACGGAGGGGCCGUUUGGUGCCGACACGAUUUCUCCCAUCACGGCGCAGAGCGAGGCACGGGGCGCCCUGCCGCUGGGCACGAGCACCGCCGUGGCUGAUACUGAGACAACCGAGAGCAUCCUCGUGGGACGCCCGGCCAGCCCGUCCUUCCCCUCCGGGGCUGAGGCAGAUUUGGUGGCCACGACCAGCGCUCCUCCGACCAGCUCUCCGGCUGCGGGGAGCGAUGCUGAGGCUGGGCUGAGCCCCAGCGCAGCAACACAGGCUGCCAGCGGAGAGCCCCAGGCGGUGACGGACUUGGCCACGUCCCUUAAUGCGUCCCAAGGAAACCAGACGGUUUCGGGUGCCGCCUUGGUUUUCACCCCCCAGCCUGCUUUCACCCCCAGCGCGGAGCUUGAUGUAACGGGGGCCGCUCCUGCUGCACCCCCCGGGGGCACCCCUCUGUUUGCAGACAUGAGCAAGGACAUCCUGCCGUCGGUGACAAGGGAAGGAGCAGACUUGGAGCCCACGGCUGAUGCCACAUCCCUCCCCGCCACCCUGCCACCAGCAGCUGCGGGGGCACAGCCAACAACUGGCAGCCCCCUGGGUCCCCAUGUCACCGCACUGCUGAGCCAAGGGCUGGCCACGGACACGGGAGCUGCGGAGGAAGGUGUCACCCUGCCUGGGGACAGCCAAGGUGAAGGCAGAGCCCCCUCCUCGAUCCCCAGCCCUGGGGCCGGGGGGCUGCUCACAACACAGUGGGACAAGGUGCUGAGUGGGACCAUGGGUGUCACCCUUGGGCCGUCAGCUCUGGGGUCUGGCAAUGCAGCAGAUGCAGGAAAUGCUGCUGUUGGCACAACUGAUUCAUCCCAUCUGGCUCCAGAGAACGCGACAGUGUUGGGCGCAGCAGAAAACCCAGGGCAGAGCUCUCUCCUCGCGGGACAGGCAGGGCUGAGCCCAGCCACCUCACCAGGACCAGCCGGUGGUGGGGAUGGAGAUGUGCAGGGAGCCCCAGCGGUGUCACCGGCCAGCCCCGGCUCAGCCCCAGCUCCUGCAGCCCCCGAGGCACCUGGGGAGCGAGGGGACACGGCCACCUCGCUGCUGGCCUCCAGGGCCCCCACGGAUGCGCAGAGCGACACGGAUGCCCCAGCCCCAUCCAUCGCCCUGCCCCUGCCCACAGGGGCUGGGCUGCAGCUGGUGAUGGGGCAGAGACAACAGCAAACCCUGACCUCGGCGCUGCCCCAGAAGCGCCGGCCUCGCCGUCCCCUGGGGGGUCACAGCCAUGGGGGAUGGCAGCCGGUGCUCCCGAGGGAGCUGAUGGACCUGGCACUGGCCUGA